Molecule: messenger RNA, 1780 nt
Organism: Marasmius oreades (fairy-ring Marasmius)
Lineage: Eukaryota; Fungi; Basidiomycota; Agaricomycetes; Agaricales; Marasmiaceae
Exons: 2
Coding region: 72-1748 (558 amino acids)
Source: RefSeq, a predicted model, not a curated record
CGUUCAUCAAGUGCAAAGUUUUCAUCGGAUGCCUACGGUUACUGCCAGUAUCGAGUUUGAGUCGCCGCAACAUGGACAAUCAUCCAACUUCUCGGUGUCACCAUUGCAAUUUCGAUAUCGCAGCAUCCCAUCGUCAAUCUCCAGGACCAUCCCAAUAUCUCCUUGAAAAAUAUACGAAGUCUAAUAAAUACCCUCACAUUCACGAGGCCGCUUCUAUCAAGGCUGCGAUGGAAGAGGCGAAGAACCAGGAAAUACUUUUGGACGAAACAAUCGCGCAGUUUCAAUCUGCCAUUGCUUCCCUUUCAGCAGAAAAAGCAAGGAUCCAGAAGGUUAUCAGGCAAUAUAGAUGGAUCUUACGCCCAAUUCACGGGCUUCCGCCUGAGAUCCUUAUCAGAAUAUUCUCUUUUACCCUGGACUUCCCGGUUCCCAGCAAAAACGAGGGUGGAUACGAGACCUACUGGCCAUCGUCGUCUCUCAGUCCUUCCGGUAUGCCUUGGGUUUUGGCACAGGUAUCUCGAUUGUGGCGCCACCUCGCAUUAGCCGUACCAAGCCUUUGGAGCUUGGUUUCCCUCUCCUGGCACCCAGUGCCGGGGGAGGUGACUGAGAGCCUCAAGUUACAUUCACAGAUUCAUCUUCUGUGUUUACAGAUACAACGUUCCGAGAACUAUCCACUAGAUGUCGUCGCAUCUACUCGCAAUCCCAUCAGUAUAAUUCCCCUGUAUUCCCAUUCCCAUCGCUGGCGAACCCUACACAUCGAGCUGGACAACGAAUCUGUGCUCACUACCUCUCUCAUACGUGGCCGCCUCCCUCUAUUGGAAUCAUUGGAGCUUCGGUGGAGCGGAGGGCCUAUUAACGAACUUGACUGUUUCGAGUUCGCACCACGGUUACAAACACUCAGAUUAUCAGGCGAAAUCGGCACAAGAGUGGGGGAUUUCCCUCUGAAAUUACCCAAACUUCAAAUAAAACACCUUUCCAUACACGAUCUCCACAAUUCAACACAUCUCGCCUUCAUAUCUCACCACAAGGCGGUCAAAGAAUUCCCAAAGCUACAGACGUGCCGGUUCUCAUUCCAUUUGGAGACCAUUCAUAGCUUCCUUCACCUACGAACUCAGUGGCCGGACACGCAUGUGUUUUUGAGAAACCUGGAGGAACUGGAGUUGUACCACGCCCAGGAGAUUGGAGGAAUCGAGUCGAUGUUAUCUUGGAUCAAAGCCCCCUCACUGAAGACCCUCAGCAUCUUUUCAACAGGACCAAACCGAUCCCCUUUCGAAGAUUUCUUCGCACAACCUGCGUCAUUGACAUCGCUCACGAUUCACCGAGUCGAGAUGCCUGCAUCCGAGUUUUCCGCCAUCCUAGCCCUUCUGAAGGGCUUGCAGCAUCUUAAAUUCGGUGUUCUCAAUGGAAUCACCAACGAUUAUCUGGAGCCGCUAUCUGCAACUAUGUUGGACGAACUUUCGAUUGUUCCUGACCUCCAUAAGCUGGCUCUACUCCCUACUCCAGGCUGCGCUCACCUACCAUACGACGACGAUCUGCUUGUAAACGUUCUAGAAGCGAGGUGGAGAGGUCAACUUACAGCCGAUGACUGGCGGUGCUCCACUGGUCCUCCAGAUGGUCUAUUUUCUGUGGAACUCGACCACGAAAUCACGAGCGAGAAGGCGCGGAGGAGAAUAGAUGUGCUUCGUGCUGAAGGGAUGCAUAUAAAGGAGUGUAACGUGUCAAAAGGCUCCGAGAGCGUUUUGACCAGAUGACUACUCAGCUCGUUUGAUCAUACAUGACUGUC